Colletotrichum phormii is the source of this 1620-nucleotide messenger RNA. Its product is annotated as major facilitator superfamily transporter. The coding region runs from base 1 to 1620 and encodes 539 amino acids. Lineage: Eukaryota; Fungi; Ascomycota; Sordariomycetes; Glomerellales; Glomerellaceae. Gene Ontology annotation, molecular function: transmembrane transporter activity. Gene Ontology annotation, biological process: transmembrane transport. The record is from RefSeq and is a predicted model, not a curated record. The transcript has 2 exons.
AUGGACGCCAAGAAUUCACAGCCCAACCCGCGCAACGACAUAAGCCUCGAGUCGCUGCAUCCGAGCGAGCCCAACGCAGGUGUGGACGUUGAUGACAAGAAGGAGAUACCGAUCACCGCAUCAGUACCAGGGCCACCUGCCAUCGCCAAUGAAAACAUAGACGAGGAGGAGGCACAUUCAGACCGUGACUCGACCCAGGCGGAAGAUGAGAAGUUGAAAAGACGGGCACGCUGGGCCCUCUUUGUCAUGUCCUUCUUUAUGGGAGACGUUGCGGACGGGCUCGGUCCAUUUCUUGGCGUUUACUUGCAACAGCGCGGAUGGGAACCCGGGCUGCGUGGCAUGGUCAGUACGGCGGGCGGUGUUGCGACCAUCAUCGCGACGGGGCCGAUCGGGGCGCUAAUAGACGCAACGAAACACAAGCGUUUUCUUGUCGCUGGCUGCGCCCUCCUUGUAGGUGUUUCUCAAGGACUCAACCUUAUCUCCACACAUCCGGCCCUCGUCUUCUCCACGCAAAUUGUGUCUGCCGUCGCAGGUACGAGCAUGAUGCCUCUCCUCGUGGCGCUCACACUGGGCAUCUGCUCUCCUGAACAAGAAGGCAGCAACACGCAGAACAAGAAAGAUAAACACAGCUUCCGCGUACUCAACGGACGAAACCAGGCAGCUAACCACGCGGGCAACAUGGUCAGCGCGGGUCUCGCUGGCUUACUGGGCUCGCGCUUCGGGUUGAAAGCAGUCUUCUACCUCGUCAUGGCAUUCUGCGCAACAACGAUAGGAAGCGUCUUCCUUCUACCGGAGAGGGCAGUCGAUCAUGCAGCCGCGAGGGGAGGGCCUGCCCCUGAGCACAGCGCGGGUAAUACUGGCGCCCAUCAAAUGCAAGAAAGACGGGGGAUUGAAACCCAGGAUUUUGCAGAAAGGGGUGACAUGCCCCCUCCCCCUCAGACUCCGAUUGCUAGCCCCAAGGCCAGCUUCCGCCGAUUGAGUUUGAAGCCCAAAUUCUCUUACAGCUGGAUCAAAAUCUUUCAGAACAACUGGCCUCUCGGUAUCGUCGCCAUCACAAUUUUCAUGUUUCACCUGGGCAACGCUGCGAUUCUCUUUCUCUACGGCCAAGCCUUGGUGGCCGCAGGAGAGGGGGAUCCCGCAGGCACCACCGGUUUGACCGUCAUCAUCGCGCAGGGCACCAUGGUCAUUGUAUCAAUAUUGUCUGCUUGGGCAUCAGGUCGCUACGGCUACUGGUCUGCCGUCUUGCUUUCGUACUCCGUCUUACCUAUCCGAGCUGCUGUCGCAGGCCGUGUAAUGAAGAGCUGGGGUGUGUGGCCAGUUCAGAUCCUCGAUGGCAUCGGCGCAGGUAUCCAGAGCGUUGCUAUUCCCGGUCUGCUAGCCGUUAUGAUGGCCGGUACUGGGCAUGUUAAUGUCACGAUGAGCAUUGUUGGUGGCAUAACUCGACAGACUGGCGCUGCUAUUUCGCACUCGUUGGCUGGAUGGGUGGCGCAGGUCAGGGGCUACAGCUUUGCACUUUACUUGAUGGGUGUCUUCCCGCUUGUUUCUGUGUUCUUAUGGGCUGUCUUUUACAAGAUACUCUGCCCAGUAAUGGACAAGAAACCUGGGGAGAAUACUAUGUAG